Rhopalosiphum maidis (corn leaf aphid) is the source of this 1414-nucleotide messenger RNA. RefSeq names its product aldose reductase-like. Gene Ontology annotation, molecular function: aldose reductase (NADPH) activity. The transcript has 6 exons. The record is from RefSeq and is a predicted model, not a curated record. Gene Ontology annotation, cellular component: cytosol. Lineage: Eukaryota; Metazoa; Arthropoda; Insecta; Hemiptera; Aphididae.
CUGACUCUCAGAUAGACCACCAGACUUCACGUCAUUAUCCACUACACUCCCGACUCCGUGACUUCUUCAGUAAUCAGUAGUUCAGUCUUCAGUGUCUGUUACGCAACAUUACAACAACAACACCAGUUGACUGCUUGAUAAUUUCACGGUUUAAAAUUUUAAAAUAUUUUGUGCUACUACAGUCUUCUAGGAUUUCGUUCUUUAUACUCAAUACACUUAAUAAUUUACAAUUGUUUAUAAAAACCAAAAGUAAAUAAAUUUCAAACAAAAUGGCAUCAAAAAAUCAAUUCAUCACAUUUAAUAAUGGUCAGAAGUAUCCAAUUGUAGGAUUUGGCACUUGGAAGUCAAAGCCUGGCGAAGUUGAAGAAGCAGUUAAAACUGCUAUAGAUACAGGAUAUAGACAUAUUGAUUGUGCUAUGGUUUAUGAAAAUGAAAAUGAAGUAGGGAAAGCUAUUAAGCAAAAAAUUGAUGAAGGUGUUGUUAAACGUGAAGAUUUAUUCAUUACUAGUAAACUGUGGAAUACUUUUCAUCAUCCUGAUUACGUUGAAACAGUAGUUAAAAAAACUUUAUCUGAUUUGCAAAUUGAAUAUUUGGAUCUUUACUUAAUACACUGGCCUAUGGCUUUUAAGGAAGGUAAGUUGGAAGAUGAAUGGUUCCCAAAAGACGCUAAUGGAGUUACACUUGAAGGAAACGGUUCUUACGUAGAAACAUGGAAAGCAAUGGAAAGUUUGGUUCAAAAAGGCCUGGUCAAGUCAAUUGGUAUAUCAAACUUUAAUAAGAAACAAAUGGAAGACAUACUAAAUGUAGCUACUAUAAAGCCAGUUGUUAAUCAAAUUGAAUGUCAUCCAUACUUGAAUCAAAAGAAACUAAAAGAAUUUUGUGAACAACAUAACAUAUUUGUAACUGCAUACAGUCCUUUAGGAUCUCCAGACAGGCCUUAGGCAAAGCCAGAAGAUCCGUCUUUAUUAGAUGACCCAAAAAUUACAGCUAUUGCAAAAAAAUAUAAUAAAACUGCUGCUCAAAUUUUAAUUAAAUAUCAAGUACAAAGGGGCAACAUCGUUAUUCCGAAAUCUGUGACUAAGAGUCGUAUUGAAUCAAACUUUGAUAUAUGGGACUUUACAUUGGAACAAGCCGAUAUUGAUGCAAUUGAUAGUUUUGAUUGUAAUGGCAGAGUUCUUCAUCUUAACUGGAAUAGUCAUUUCAAGGAUUUCCCAUUCCACGAUGAAUAUUAAUAUUAAUUAAAAAUUUUUCUUCAAUACAACUAAUAAUUUUUAAUUUUGUUACUAUACUUUAAAUAUAUGGCAUAUUUCAACUUUAUAGUCAAGUUAAAGAAUUUUCAUGAAUUACACAUAAUUUAUAAUAUUUUUGUAUGAUUAUUUAAACACAUUAAAAAAAAACAAUUUAUUUGCAAUAA